AGAUCAUCAACAAUUAUUAUGACACAAAUCACUGGCUAUUCUACCCACGAUAUACGCUUUCCAACGUCUUUAUCUGGUGAUGGUACAGACGCAAUGAACACAGAUUGCGACUAUUCUGCAGCUUACAUUAUUAUACAUACCACUAGUGAAUCCCUCAAAGGCUAUGGUAUGACAUUCACGAUAGGAAAGGGCAAUGACAUCGUUGUUCAGGCUAUCAAACAACUCGCUGACAAGCUUGUAAAUAAGCCUAUAGAAAGUCUAUUCAAUGAUAUGGGUGCAAUGUGGGCACUUUUAGUUUCCGAUAGUCAAUUAAGAUGGCUUGGUCCUGAAAAGGGUGUUAUUGGUAUUGCUACUGGGGCUGUAUCGAACGCAGUUUGGGAUUUAUACGCUAGAUCACGCAAAAAACCUCUUUGGAAGCUUAUUGUUGAUAUGUCUCCUGAAGAAAUUGUCAGAUCCAGUUCACUGAGAUACAUUAGUGACGCUCUUACACCUGAAGAGGCGGUAGAAAUACUAAGAGAAAGACAAUCGACGAAACAAGAUAGGGAAGAAAAUGCUGUUAAACAUGGUUUAAAAGCCUAUUCAACUAGCGUUGGCUGGAUGGGCUACACGACCGAAAAAGUUCAGCGUCUGACAAAGGAAGCUCUCCAGCAAGGCUUUGACCAUUUCAAGCUCAAAGUUGGCGUUUCAGUAGACGAUGAUCUCGCUAGAGCUAAGACUAUAAGAGAUAUAAUUGAUGAUCCACAAUAUCAACGUUCAGAUAAACAAGUAAAUCUGAAAGCAUUAGAGAAUAAAAAUGCAGGACCUACAGGCAACGUUCUUAUGAUUGAUGCAAACCAAGUUUGGGAUGUCAAAGAGGCAGUUUCAUAUGUUAAAAAGCUUCAACCUUGCAAACCUUGGUUUAUUGAAGAACCCACAAUGCCAGACGAUGUACUUGGACACGCUCGUAUUCGCAACGAAUUAAAGGAUACUGGUAUAGGUGUUGCAACUGGUGAACACUGUGCAAAUAGAGUACUUUUCAAGCAACUUCUACAGGCUGAGGCUAUCGAUGUCUUACAAAUUGAUGCUUGUCGUCUUGCAGGUCUUAAUGAGUGCUUGGCAGUUAUGCUUUUAGCUGCUAAAUUUAACGUACCUGUUUGUCCACAUGCUGGAGGUGUCGGUUUAUGUGAAUAUGUCGUACAUUUAUCUCUCAUUGAUUAUAUUUACAUGGCGCCAUCUUUCGACAGGAAUGUGGUAGAAUGGGUCGAUCAUCUUCAUGAACACUUUAGAUAUCCAGUCAGCGUGAACUCAAAUGGCAGAUAUAAUGCACCAACAGGUCCAAAUGUUGGCUACAGUAUUGAAAUGUAUCAAGAUAGUAUUGAAAGAUACAGUUAUCCAAAUGGAUCCUACUGGAAAGAUGAGCAUCCAAGACUUGUAAACAAAGCGCAAGAAGGAAGAAGAGUGAUUGGUUAGGUCUGUCAACGUCUUCUCUAACAUUUUGAUUUUGUAAAUUUACUGAUGACAUAGAGUUAU
Wallemia mellicola CBS 633.66 is the source of this 1509-nucleotide messenger RNA. RefSeq lists its product as hypothetical. The record is from RefSeq and is a predicted model, not a curated record. Lineage: Eukaryota; Fungi; Basidiomycota; Wallemiomycetes; Wallemiales; Wallemiaceae. The transcript has 4 exons. Gene Ontology annotation, biological process: amino acid catabolic process; carbohydrate catabolic process. Bases 19 to 1449 code for a protein of 476 amino acids. Gene Ontology annotation, molecular function: magnesium ion binding; hydro-lyase activity.